AGCCGGAGCUGCUGCCUCCGCCGCUGGAGAAGAGCAUGUCUGCAACUAGAGCCAAGAAAGUGAAGAUGGCCACCAAAUCGUGCCCCGAGUGCGACCAACAGGUGGGUUCCUGUUGCAUUAAAUCUUGUCCCUGUGGUUAUGUAUUUAUUAAUAGGAAACUUCUAAAAGUAAAAUGCUCAGAGAAAUCAUCACCUUUUACAGAAGUGAACAGUACCAUAUCUUUGAAAGAUUUGCGAAUACUAUUUUUAUAUGAAUUUAAACUAGGACACAGUGCAGCCACAGCAAGUAGAAACAUCAAUUCUGUCUUUGGAAAAGGCUCUGUUAGUGAAAGGACUAUCCGGUGGUGGUUCGAAAAGUUUCGUUCUGGGGAUCUGAGUCUGAAAAAUGAGCCUCGAGGGAGACCCAGAUCUGUUUUAAAUGAAGAUCAAUUGAGAGCCAUGGUGGAAGCUAACCCCAAAACAGCAAUUCGAGGCCUCGCAGCAGACUUAGGAGUUUCUGCUACAACAAUUUCUCGACACCUGGCUGCAAUAGGAAAGGUGAAAAAGUUGGACAAAUGGGUAGGUAACACCAGCUGAUGGAGGAUCACAAACUGAGAUGAUUAGAGAUGUGCUCAUACCUUAAGAUUUGAAAGAG
Mustela erminea (ermine) is the source of this 633-nucleotide messenger RNA. RefSeq names its product histone-lysine N-methyltransferase SETMAR-like. The transcript is spliced from 3 exons. The coding region runs from base 36 to 575 and encodes 179 amino acids. Lineage: Eukaryota; Metazoa; Chordata; Mammalia; Carnivora; Mustelidae. The record is from RefSeq and is a predicted model, not a curated record.